AUGUCCAACAACAACAACAGCAUCACCUUUCCAUCAUCUUCUUCGGAAGCACAACUAACCGAUACAGAUCCACUCUUUCACCAUCACUCCUCUCAAGAUUCCUAUGAAAAUGAAAUUUCCGAGUUAUUCACUUCUCUCAAAAACUCAACGGCAAACAGCAACAGUUCAUUCACAAGAUCCGAUUUGGACAAUUAUUCUAAACUGCUACAAAAAUUGAGACAAAAUAUUCAAUUGUAUGAAAUGAAUGAAUUUUCAUCUUCUUCCAACAAACAAAUCAAUUCUCAACAAUACAAACAACAAUUAAAAUAUUAUCAAAAUAGAUACAAUGUGUUAGAGAGACAAUAUUUAUUAAGUCAACAUGUGAUUGGAGGUAAUACUAGUUCACAUAAUGUUGGAAGUGACAAUGAUGAUGAAUUUGAUGACGAUAAUAUUGAUUUGGAAUAUGGUGGUGGUUUUGACUUUUCGAAUAGUAAGAAUAGUCGAAAUACAAGUAAACAUUUUCUUGAAACUCAACGAUUACUAGAGUCGAGUAAUGACAGUUUAAAAAGAUCUCUUCAAAUGAUGGAUGAAACUGAAAAAUUAGGAUCAGAGACACUGCAAGUAUUGGGUGAACAAAAGUCACAAAUGCAACAAACAAAACAUAAAUUGAGAGGUGUUCAAGGAGAUUUGAAAAUUAGUGAACAAUUAAUUGGAAGCAUGACUUGUAGAAAUUAUAUAAUAAUGGGUGUGGUUGGAUUAUUGGGAGUGAUUGUCAUUGUUUUGAUUGGUUUGAUGAUUUAUGGAUGGGUGAGCAAGUUGAAACAAUAA
This is a messenger RNA of Naegleria fowleri, 807 nucleotides long. RefSeq lists its product as uncharacterized. Gene Ontology annotation, cellular component: Golgi apparatus; endoplasmic reticulum membrane; late endosome membrane. Gene Ontology annotation, molecular function: SNAP receptor activity; SNARE binding. The record is from RefSeq and is a predicted model, not a curated record. The coding region runs from base 1 to 807 and encodes 268 amino acids. Gene Ontology annotation, biological process: vesicle fusion. The transcript has a single exon. NCBI's taxonomy places the organism in Eukaryota, Heterolobosea, Eutetramitea, Acrasida, Naegleriidae.